AUGGGGAUGGUCGGCUACUACAGAAGGUUCUGUAAGAACUUCUCGCAGGUAUCCGCACCUUUGACAGACUUGCUGAGUACGAAACGGACAUUCAGGUGGUCAGAUGAUUGUCAGCAAGCCUUUGAAGACCUGAAGCGCCUCUUAUGUACCGCCCCCGUCUUGCAAGCUCCUGACAUAAGUAUACCGUUUACGAUACAGGUGGACGCCAGUGACAGUGGUGUGGGAGCGGUACUCUUACAGAGAAGCGGAAUGGCAAACGAAAUAUCAUUGCGGACGCACUCUCGAGAUCGUAGGUGGUGUGGUCUGCACUCAGUGGCCGCUGACUCGACACUGCGAAGGACAGAGGACAGGAGUAUGCUACCGUCGCCCGUCUAG
Penaeus indicus is the source of this 375-nucleotide messenger RNA. RefSeq lists its product as uncharacterized. NCBI's taxonomy places the organism in Eukaryota, Metazoa, Arthropoda, Malacostraca, Decapoda, Penaeidae. The record is from RefSeq and is a predicted model, not a curated record. The transcript has 2 exons. The coding region runs from base 1 to 375 and encodes 124 amino acids.